UCAUUAAGGUGUUGUAUUGGCUGAAAUAGCAUCACAUGUGCACUUUAUCGAGUGCGGCACUGGAGCAUUUGUGGUGACUCAUUUUAAACAACCCAUGCACUGCCUCCAACAGACAGCAGCCUAAAUGCCCGUACAUGUCUUUGCGUGGGCAGAAUGGCAAACUCAGACUUCUUGAUAAGCUACUUUCAGGUUCUUUUGCACCCAUGCAAAUUUUGACGAUACCCGUGCUACAGUACAUAUAUAUGGAUUUAUUCAGAUAGGUAUAUACCAAAAAGGAUAACAGGUAGAGGAGAGAUCACAGGUUAGAAGCUUCCAUGAAUGGGGUGGACCUCCCUGCCACAUGGGGGCGCUUGUAUGUAGCUCAGCCACCCUAUGGACCAUGCCCAAGUCCUGGCCUUUUGACCUCUUGGACAGAGUUGCAUUUUGUCCCAAGCUUCAAACAUUUGUUCACCGACUUUGCAAACUUGUUAUUUUGAUAAGACAGUAAAAACAUUCACUGUUCUUUGCUAAUAUGAGUGUGAGGGCACACAGACUCUCUGUUCUCUCCUGCAUCAGACAUAGAGAGAAAUCUGGAGGACCUGCAAGUCAAGCAUACAGAUCUGUUGAAAACUAUUUCCCAUUACAAUGCUAUGGACGGAUGUGCAUGCCUCACUGGAUGGAGAAUACACCAGGGAAAGUGUUACUUCUUCUCCACUGAGAAGAUGCACUGGUCUCAAAGUCAGGAGUACUGCACCUCGAAGGGGGCAAAUCUGGUCAUCAUAAACAACCAACAGGAACAGAAUUUUGUGUCGUCCAGGAUUAAUGAGACGCACUGGAUUGGGCUGAGCGACCAGGACACAGAGGGGCAGUGGGUCUGGGUGGACGGGACGCCUCUUGACAGAAGCGGAACCCAGUACUGGUGGGCAAAGGAGCCGGACAACUGGAUGGGCUCAGGGGACCCGUCCGGAGAAGACUGCGCCAGUCUGGGGGACCACAACGGAAACCUUGAUACCUGGUUCGACGCUUCUUGUGGAAAAAUAAAAAAGUUUGUCUGUGAAACACUGCCACGAAUUUGAACGAAUCAGGCCUAGAAUAUCUUGUUUCGCCCUGAGGUGGCUAAUCAGUAGCCAUAUCCUCUGAAACACUUAUAAAAAGAGUAAUAUGCUGUCAGUAUUUUAAAGUUCAUAUUUAUAUGUGUCCAUGAAAACAUCAGCAGGCUAAGCAUUUUUUGUCAGUGCAGUGGUCAUUUUUCUAAAGCUGUGCUUUCCUAUUAAAACAAUUGUAUGUUUUAAAAAAUGUAUAUGCUUGAAAUGUAUGCAUUUUAAGCACAUUGAUAACAUUUAAAUUUUCGGUUUUAUACUAUCUGAGCUAUUUUGCCAGUGUGCCAUUUGCAUUGUGUGCCUGUGCGUCACUCUGGAUGAGAAAGUCUGUUAAACUCAUGUUAUGUCAUUCUGGAUGUUUCCAUAAGUGUCUCUUGUUUCAUUUGUAUUUCUAGCAUUUGUUGUGUCUGCAGAUUUUGUGCUGUGGGUACUGUUUGUAAUAUCCAUAGUAAUUAAGUGCUGUAAAUGUACCUGUGGACUCCCUGAUGUGUCCUGUGGUAUAGUCUUAUGUUGGCAGUUAUGUACAAAUCAUUUUGCUUCUUUAUGAACAUUAUGUUUUUAAAUAUGUCAAAUCUGCCCUAAACUGGAGUAUGUCCAGACUUCUUGGGUCAUGUACAGGUAAAGGUGUAAAUAAAUGAGGAGGUCACCUACAUGCUGAAGGGGCAUGACGCCUGUGAUGAGUGUCUGGCGCCCUCUAGUGUUCUGUGUUA
Anguilla anguilla (European eel) is the source of this 1789-nucleotide messenger RNA. RefSeq names its product C-type lectin domain family 10 member A-like. The transcript has 4 exons. The record is from RefSeq and is a predicted model, not a curated record. The coding region runs from base 630 to 1055 and encodes 141 amino acids. Lineage: Eukaryota; Metazoa; Chordata; Actinopteri; Anguilliformes; Anguillidae.